This is a messenger RNA of Drosophila albomicans, 1594 nucleotides long. RefSeq names its product ribosome biogenesis protein WDR12 homolog. Gene Ontology annotation, biological process: ribosome biogenesis. The transcript has 4 exons. Gene Ontology annotation, cellular component: preribosome, large subunit precursor. The coding region runs from base 232 to 1491 and encodes 419 amino acids. Gene Ontology annotation, molecular function: protein binding. The record is from RefSeq and is a predicted model, not a curated record. Lineage: Eukaryota; Metazoa; Arthropoda; Insecta; Diptera; Drosophilidae.
UCUCUAACUAUUUGUGGCCAGCACAAUUAUUUAGCGAGUUUCGUAUUUAAAUAAAUAAUUUAUAAAUUGAAAACAAACUCAUUAGUUUUAAAAAUUCCACAAUACCUUUGUGGUAAGUGUGUUUUGCAAGUCAAUAAAAAACUGUGCAGCUGAGUGAGUGUGCAACAACCAAAAAAAAAACCACAAAAAACGCCGCAUUCAAAACGCACGUGUGCCACAAUAAGCAACAACAUGGAAGCAGAGAACGGCGAGGGGCAGGUGCAAGUACACCUGAAGACCAAACAAGAACAUUAUGCUGUACCCGAUGUGCCAUAUGCGAUUGAGGGAAGCGUUGCUACAAACGAGUUAAACAUAUUCCUGAAUGCGUUGCUGCAAAAGCAGGGCAGCGAUGGCGUUGACUUUGAUUUCCUUGUGUUCGACGAAUAUCUGCGCGGUCGCUUGUGCGAUCAUUUGCGCGAGAAGGCUAUCAGCUUUGAGGAUGCUAUUGAAAUUGAGUAUGUGGAACGUUUUCCUGCUCCAGAGCCGCAGGAUUGUCUGUUGCAUGACGACUGGGUCUCAGCAGUUAAGGCACGCGAUAAAUGGAUUUUAACUGGUUGCUACGACAAUACCAUUAACAUCUGGACUAAUAAAGGCAAGCAUAAGCUCACUAUUCCCGGACAUACGGCGCCCAUCAAGGCAGUGGAUUGGAUCUCAUUGGAUGAGCAAUAUGGACGCUUUGUGUCCAGCUCACAGGAUCAAACGGCUAUGUUAUGGCAAUGGAACAUUGACUCGAAUGCAGUCGAAUGCAUUUCGGUAUGCAAGGGACACGAACGUGGCGUGGAUAGCGUCAGCGUAAGUCCAGAUGGACAGCGCUUUGCUACUGGCUCAUGGGAUACCAUGUUAAAGCUGUGGUCCGCUGAGCUGGAAGACAGCGCCGAGGGAACAUCGAAGCGUGCCAAAGAGAGCGGUGUUAGAACACCCAAAUUAACGCUGCAAGGACAUCGGGAGAGCAUCUCGGCAGUACAAUGGAUAGAUGGUCAGACACUGCUCACUGGCAGCUGGGAUCACACGCUCAAGGUGUGGGAUCUGAAUUUAGAGGGCAUCAAGACCGAAAUAUCCACCAACAAGUCGAUAUUCGAUGCCAGCUACUCCAGUUUGAAUAAGCUCAUUGUUACCGCAUCCGCGGACAAGAACUUGCGUCUUUAUGACUCGCGCACAAACCAGGGCUCUGUGGUGCGCAACACGUACUUGGGUCACAAUGCUUGGGUGCAAGCGGUCAUGUGGUCGACCACGGAAGAGUUUUUGUUCGUGUCGGGCGCCUAUGAUAACCAGAACAAGCUGUGGGACUGCAGAAGUCCCAAGGCGCCGCUUUAUGAUCUGCUUGGACAUGGAGAAAAGGUUCUGGACAUUGACUGGUCGAAUCCCAAAUAUAUAGUUUCUGGUGGCUCCGAUAACACAGUGCGCGUGUUCAAGUCGAAAAAAGCAAAUGUAGAACACAUGGAGACUAAAUGAACCCACACACAUUUUUUGACAUUAUACAAUUAUUAAUAGUGUAAUAAUAUAAGCGCCAAACGCAUAAGUUUAAAUAAAAUGUACAUUUUUUCUCUGCUCCACA